UUAGACAUUGUGUCAGUCAAAAUGUCAAACAAAUCAAAUUGUCAAGUUGCCGCAAGUUCGUGCGACGAUGGUGAAGUAAAAAUAAUUUGAUAAAAUUGUUUUCUAGUGUAUACAUGUUUGUUUCAUAAUUUUCAAGCAAAAAUUUUUAAGCAUGGAUUUAUCAGAAGAGAACAAUUUCGGAAAUGGUUUAUUAUAUGUCGGUUUUAACCAGGAUCAGGGCUGCUUUGCGUGCGGAACGGAGAAUGGAUUUAGAGUGUUUAAUAGUGACCCACUUAAGGAAAAAGAACGCCAAAAUUUCGCUGAGGGAGGAUUAUCUUAUGUAGAAAUGCUUUUUCGAUGUAAUUACAUGGCCCUCGUUGGUGGUGGAAAAACCCCAGUAUAUCCACCAAAUAGGGUCAUAAUAUGGGAUGAUUUAAAAAAGGAUUCCGCUAUUUCACUUGAUUUCAACAGUCAUGUGAAAGCUGUGAAACUUAGAAGAGAUAGAAUUGUGGUUGUUUUGGAAAACCUGAUUAAAGUUUACACAUUUACUGCACAACCGCAGUUACUGAAUGUGUUUGAAACCAGCACAAAUCCGCGCGGACUUUGUGUUGUUUGUCCCAAUAGCAAUAAUGCAUUAUUAGCAUAUCCUAGCAGGAAGACAGGACAUGUGCAGUUGGUGGAACUGAAUAGUCAUGCGAGUACCAGCUCGGCACCAGAGGGUCAUCUGAUAACUGCCCAUGAAGCCCCACUCAGUUGCCUAGCACUGAAUGUUGGUGGAACUAGACUUGCCACAGCAUCAACUAAAGGGACACUUAUAAGGGUGUUUGAUACAGUUACUGGACAAAAACUAGCUGAACUGAGGCGGGGUGCACAUCAGGCAACUAUCUACUGCAUAAACUUCAAUCACACAAGCACCAAUCUUUGUGUUACAUCCGAUCAUGGCACUGUGCAUGUGUUUAGCCUCGAAGAUGAAAAAUUGAACAAGCAGUCAACCUUGGCAACCGUAAAUUUUUUACCAAAGUACUUCUCUAGUAACUGGAGCUUCUGCAAGUUCACUAUUCCAAACGGACCACCUUGCAUCUGUGCGUUUGGUGUUGAUAAAAGUUCCAUUAUUGUUAUCUGUGCUGAUGGUUCUUACUACAAGUAUAAAUUCAACGAAAAAGGAGAAUGCACUAGGGAUGUUUAUGCACAGUUCCUGGAAACAUCUGAAGACAGAUAAAUUAUAAACUUAUUUAGAUUGAUGGUUUAGAGAACUUGUCUAGUAUGUGUUGAUUACUCUGAAUGAAUUGGCACUUUUUGUUAAAGCUCGCUGAACUUCUCACUCAUAUGCAGCAAUUGUUUUGUCAUUUUAAAUUGUUUUUUCUGUAUAAGACAUUAAAUAUUUUAUGUAUUGUAUGUAGAGUGAGAACUUAUGGAGAAAUUUAUUUACUUGCUGCGUUAGAGUUCUAGCUUUAUUUCACUCUUUGUUAGUUUAUUGCAGAAAUAUUGAUAGACGAAAGCCUCUUAAACAGAGGCAUGAGACUAGUGAGAAUCUAUUAAUCUUCAUGAUUGAAAUCAAAUUUUUUAUAAUGAAAUAAAUAUUUCAUUUUGUAAAAAAAAAAUGUAACAAGAAGGAAAAGCAAAAUAUAGUUGUGAAAUAAGUCAUAAGUUUUAAGCGAUCUCUAAAUUUUCAUUUUCUUUAUCAGUAUGACUGAAUUGUAUAUUAUACGCGAGGAUUAAGAUCCUUGUUUGAGUUUAGUUUGUUAUGAUAUUAUGGGUGGUAAAAUGUCAUUAAAGCCAAAUAAAUGGGAUAAACUGACAAAGGAGAUGAAAUGUAUAAAACUGUUAAACAAAAUUAUAUCAGAUGAAGAUAAUAUUUGUAAGAUUAACUGAGAUGAUUUUGUAAGUUUCACUUACCCAAUAGGACAACAGGGACAAAAUCGUCCCAUUUGUUAGUAGCAUAGACAAUAUUUUGAAGUAUUUCUUUUUAGAAUGGUGCACUAUUACUAAAACUAAUAAAUAGCCAAGGUAAAUGUGUAUCUUGUUAUAUUUUAGUAGGUUUUGAGAAAACAGCCUUUGAAAUUUUUGUGGAAUUAAUGUUUUGUUAUUAUUUCAAUCGAUAAAAUGUUGUUGUAGUUCAGAUAUUUCAUGGCAAUCAACUAUAUGUAGGUACCUACUCAUUUACGCCUCACUUACAUACAGCUUAGUGUGAAAGCACUCAUAUCAUAGCAGUCUUUAUAUUUAACUUAUAUUGACCAUAUUAGUUAAUCCAGAGAAAUAAAUGAAAAAUAUUGAAUGGAAGAAAAAAAUAAUACUAAUCUGUUGACGAAAAAGCCAAAGAAUAUAUUAACAAAAAUUUCACUAUAAUCAAACUAUUAUAUAUCAGUAUUCAGUAUUUCAUUAACAAACCGAACAUAUCCUGACUAUAUAAAAAAAAAUCUCGCUCGAGCAACCAAAUUAUCAAAGAGAAUUAUAAAAAAAUAUAUAAUAUAAACAUUGAUCAGCAUGUUUAAUAUUCAAUCAAUAUUAUUGAUCGAUUGAUUAUUUAAAAACUACUAAAUAAUGCACCUUCUACGUUUUCAUUUUAGGCCCUAAAGAUUUUUCUAUGAUUAAAAAUUAUAGCAGUUGUAUGCAAGCAGUUUAUUUAAUGCCAAUAUUUUAAAUAUCACUUUUCUUAAGGAUAUUUUUUUCUUUCGUUAAGCACCAGCAAUAUUGCACUCCAUUACUUGAACCUACUUUUAGAAUUGACAUUGAGUUAUCUAAUGUAGGUAGGUAAUGAUCAUACAUGCUGUUCGGGGUAUGUCAAAAUCCCGGACAUUACAUUUCAGUAUUUACGAUGCCCAUACAUAAC
Amyelois transitella is the source of this 2809-nucleotide messenger RNA. Its product is annotated as WD repeat domain phosphoinositide-interacting protein 3. Gene Ontology annotation, cellular component: extrinsic component of membrane; cytosol; phagophore assembly site membrane. Lineage: Eukaryota; Metazoa; Arthropoda; Insecta; Lepidoptera; Pyralidae. The transcript is spliced from 6 exons. The record is from RefSeq and is a predicted model, not a curated record. Gene Ontology annotation, biological process: protein lipidation; nucleophagy; protein localization to phagophore assembly site. The coding region runs from base 152 to 1198 and encodes 348 amino acids. Gene Ontology annotation, molecular function: phosphatidylinositol-3-phosphate binding; phosphatidylinositol-3,5-bisphosphate binding; protein binding.